Molecule: messenger RNA, 1068 nt
Organism: Photinus pyralis (common eastern firefly)
Lineage: Eukaryota; Metazoa; Arthropoda; Insecta; Coleoptera; Lampyridae
Product: methylmalonic aciduria and homocystinuria type D homolog, mitochondrial
Exons: 5
Coding region: 180-950 (256 amino acids)
Biological process (GO): cobalamin metabolic process
Cellular component (GO): mitochondrion
Source: RefSeq, a predicted model, not a curated record
UUCAUUUUGAUUUGACAACUACGACCUUACCGUACCAAAAAAUUAGAAUUAAGUAAUUUGUAAAUUUCAAAAUACGUCCUACAUUUAUCGUAAGAAAAACAAAAAUUUACAGUGUUUUCUGAACAAAUAAGACAAAAUUGAGUGAUUAACCUUUAAUACAUAAGACUGAUUAUGAAGAUAUGUCAGUGCAUAAUAUAUCAAGGUUAUUCCCUAGAAAUUGCACAAUUAAUUUAAUUAGAACUUUGUCUCGUCGUAGUAAUAGCAAUGUAGAUUCACCAUACAAAGUUGUUAAAUCCAGACAGUCUUCUAAAGAGAGUAAAUUGGCAUGGAGAGAUCCCAAUUUUGAGCUGUUGGCUUCACCAAGUGGAUUUCCUUUUUUCCUUCCAGGAAAUGUGAGUCCCGCGUGGUAUGAUAGAAAUACAACUGCACAAACUAAUCAUGUCUUCGUUAUGGAACAGCUGGAUGAUCCCCAAACCAAUAAUGGGGACAUAAUAUGCAGAGUUCAGCAAUGUCCUGCCGUACUCCGUCAGGCAGUAUGUGAUCUUUUUCCAAAUAAUAAUCUCGAAAUAUCGGAACUUUCGGUAGUCACUAUCAGCUUAAAGCCAAACAUGAAAUUAUUCCAUCACAACAAAGAAACUGAAACGGAGAAGUUGGCACAAACAUUUGUUUUAACCGCUCACAACAUUUGUGAUAAACUGAAAAAAGCUGGAUAUUGGGCGGACUUUAUAAAUCCCUUUUCUGGUAGACCGUAUUUAUUUCCAAAUGCAAAUACUACUCUGUAUGAAACUGAUGAAAGGUUUCGAUGUUUAGAUUUCCAAAUCAUGGAUGUAAACGAGUGUACCGUUGUUGCCAACGUACCUGACGAAGCUAAAAAAAGGUUCAUUGGAAGUCUUUUCACAAAUGCACCAUCAAAUAAACGUCGUUUAAAUAAUAUAUUUACCGAAGAAUAGGUGAUACUGAGGUUUUAAGUCAAAAGACAUUGAGUAAAAUGUUGUAUUAAAUGAUCAGUGAUACAUAAAUGGAUUGAUGAUAGUAUAAUAUAUAUUACAGAUGUUUUGCAAAGAACUA